Messenger RNA from Aspergillus costaricaensis CBS 115574, 1045 nucleotides. RefSeq names its product putative 2-deoxy-D-gluconate 3-dehydrogenase. Gene Ontology annotation, molecular function: oxidoreductase activity, acting on the CH-OH group of donors, NAD or NADP as acceptor. The transcript is spliced from 3 exons. The record is from RefSeq and is a predicted model, not a curated record. NCBI's taxonomy places the organism in Eukaryota, Fungi, Ascomycota, Eurotiomycetes, Eurotiales, Aspergillaceae. Bases 136 to 933 code for a protein of 265 amino acids.
GAAUUUGGAAGACUGUUCCCCCCUCGCUGAGCUGCACGGCAAGGUACACCUCUAACGAUAAUACUUUGAGAAACGAAAGGACGCUUGACAGCAGAUUACUAUUCUUAGUAACCAUCUAAGCGCGAAACAAUCACAAUGUCGGCCGCAGUUGCGUCGCUAUUCUCCCUCAGCGGCAAGACCGCUAUCGUGACAGGAGGAACUAGGGGCAUUGGGCAAGCAAUGGCUUUUGCCCUUGCCGAAGCUGGUGCCGAUAUCAUCUUGAUUCAGAGAGACGAGUCGAACACUUCGACUCGCGAUGAGAUCGUCAAUCGCAUUGGCAGGAAAGCUUGGAUCCACGUGGCAGAGUUGUCGAAUCGGGAAUCAAUCAAGGGUGUCAUUCCAGCUCUGACCAGUCAAGGCCUCAAGCCUGAGAUCCUACUCAACUGCGCCGGAAUUCAACGGAGACACCCCAGUGAAAAGUUCCCGGAUGAAGAUUGGGAUGAGGUUAUCCAAGUCAAUUUGACGUCCGUCUUUACGUUAUGUCGGGAGUUCGGUGCAUACUUGUUGGCGCGAGAUGAGUCGGAGUUCCCAACUGGUCGUCGUGGAGCCAUCAUCAACGUCGCAUCGCUCCUCACCUUCCAGGGAGGUAUCACAGUACCUGCAUACGCAGCGUCAAAGGGAGGUGUCGCGCAAUUAACGAAAGCCCUCUCCAACGAAUGGGUGGCUAAGGGUAUCAACGUCAAUGCAAUCGCUCCCGGAUACAUUGCCACGGAUAUGAACACUGCCCUGAUCAAUGAUUCCAACCGCAAUGCUGGUAUCAUGGCUAGAAUCCCGGCGGGGAGAUGGGGCAAGCCAGAAGACUUCAAGGGCGUGAUAGUGUUUUUGGCAAGUCAAGCGAGUAGCUAUGUCUCAGGUGAAAUAAUCACCGUUGAUGGCGGUUGGAUGGGACGGUAAAAAGUUCUGUGGCGGCAAUUUUUUUUUCAUGUUUUCUUUUCGUCCAUAUUUCCCCUGACUAUUUUUGUCUGCAUUUUUGCCUUUGCUGUGCUAGGUGAUAGAUGGAAUAUAC